UUUUCCGAAUAAAAGCCUCGAUUUCGGUAUUGUAUAUUUGUAGCUUGUAAUAUCAAAAACGAGGCCAAUCGUGUAUAUCUGUCAAAACGAAACUGUAAAAAACCCCAGUGGAUUAAAAUACGAUGUCCAUCGAUUCUUUGAUAUAAUGUAAGUUGUUUUUACAACAGAAAACAUUGCAGUCGGGAUAACCGAUCAUUGAGAAAGGACCAUAUGAUACUGGUACAUGUACAUUUUGACAUUUGAUGUAAUCUGAUAAACUGCACAGUCAAUCCUAGAACUGAAUUGGAAGUAGCAGGACAUUAAUUAAACCACAUACUUAGGAUGCCUGUGGAUGUCAAUGAAGUUGUGGCAGUGUGUGCUGACUUGGCAGAUGAAAAAAAUCUCCGCGUGACAGUGCAAGAAGCACUAAAAGGUGGUCUGAUUGCUGGUGCUACUACAGUAGCAGGGGGGUUGUUGUUAGGACCAGUGGGGUUUGCUGUAGGAGGAGCUGUAGGUGGAGCUGCAGCCUAUGCGAAUGCACAGGGAAAAUUCAAACCUGUUUCCACUGUCCUAAAAGAAAUGGAGCCUGAGAAAAAGAAAAUUUUGUACGAUCGUGUGCAGCGCAUUAUAAGUGGCAUUACCAUUGAAGAUGGCAUUGCCUUGCUGGCUCUCAUCCAUUCAAGUGAAUCAAUGCAAGCAAAGUUCAUGGGUGCAAUCAAGUUUCUCGUUCAAGAUCAGUUGAAGAUGGAGCUAAUAGAUGGUCUUUAAAAACAUUUAGCAAUGCCUUGGUGUCUAUGGUAUUUGAUAAAUGUCUUACAUUGAGUUUGAUAUAUAACAGUAUUUAUUAUAGUUAUAUGUACCAAGUGUCCUGAAUUUCUUUUGACAACUUUUUGUUCGAUUCCAAAUUCUUAGGCUCUGUUCCUACCAAGUUGUUCUGCCUACUAACUGAUGGGCUGAUCAUAUAUGGUUGACCCACUUGAUACCUUUCCAUGUAAUCCCCUAAUGGAUUCCCCAUGGGGAAUUCCCAGCAAGUUUUCAAGUGGGUCGGCCAUAUAUGAUCAGUGGAUCAGUUUUAUCGACAGAUUGACUUGGUCAUGAACAGAGCCUAAUGUAUAUCAGUAUAUAUGUUUUUGAACAAUGUAUUUCUUAAUAAGGUUACAUGCAUUCCUUGCAUUUUCACUUUGCAUGAAUUUGCAACUUUUGAGGAGUAGGUAUUAUUUUAUUUCUUUUGUAAGAAUGCAACAUGAAUAUGAAUACAGGUUUUUACAAAGAAAAUUGUAAAAUGAAAGACAAGAGGUCCCUAGUAGAAUCCCUUUGACUUUAUUUUUUACAGAACAUUGUAGUGUAGCUAGAGCAGCUUCUUUUUGAAUGGUGUACUGUAUAUGUCAAUUCAUUCUUUGGCAUUCAAAACUGUUUGAGGAAAAAAUUAAUGGAUGAGGUAUUGUGCAAUAUAUCUUCUUCAUUAUUUUCUUUUAAGAUAUAGCGCUGUUGGUAUUAUUUCAUUACUUUGGCUAUUACUACGUAUAUUGGUUAUAUUUUCAUCAGCAUUGGUUUGCCUAUGUGUUUAAUAGUUUAUUUGUCUAUAAGCCUCUAUGUUAGUGGAAAAGAUAUUUUGAAAAAGAUUUCCAGCUUUUAAUAAAAAUUUCUGGACUCAAGAAUUGAUUGCAAUUUCAAUUGAAUCUGGGUCUCCUUAUGUUCAAGUCAUGUGACUAAUGGUACUUUUUUCAUUGGUGGAUGUUUGCACUCUUGGAGUGCCCUCCAGUUUAAAUUUGUCACUGAUAAGACAAAAUAAGUUUGAACUAAUUUGAUUACAGUAAGACAUUUAAAAUGUGUAACUUUGUCUGAUAUCAGCUUAUACUCAAUCAAAAAAUGCAAAAUAUUCUCUGGGAUGUAAAUUACUGGUGAUAUUAACAAUGGUUGUGUAUGGGUGAGUGAUCGGGGGGGGGGGCUUUUUUGCUCCUUAAUUUUUUCUUGUUCAACUACUGAUAUUUUAGCAUAUCUCAAAUAUAUGAACAUACUAAAAGUGGCUGUGUCUAAUGUCUUGUAAUGAGGGUUUAAUAUUUGUUAGAAAAAUAUUUUGUACUUUUUAUUGAUUUUUUCUAAAUACGUUUGAUGAUUUGUUCUUUUACAGGGGGCUGUAGCAAUAGUCCGAAGGUUCAGUAGUCUGAAUGUUCACUAUAAAACCUUGGGACCAAUGAACCCUUGAUUAAAAAACUGAAGAAAAUGUUACCAUUUUGGUUACAUCCCUAUACAUCCCCGCACCAAUACUCCCCCGCACCGAUACUCCCCCGCAGUAUCGAUGUGGGGAAGCAAUGAUGUGGGGGAGUAUCGGUGUGGGGGAUUAACAGUGGCCCAAAUCGGCAAUUUUACUGGGGAUGUAUCAAUGCGGGGAUCUAUCAGUCAUAUCGAUGCGCAUAAUACACAAAAAUUUACUAAGGGGGAUUGUUGGUGCAGGGGAGUAAUGGUGCAGGGGAGCAUCGGUGCGGGGGAGUAACGGUGCGGGGGAGUAAUGGUGCGGGGGAAUAUCGACAUGACCCCACCAUUUUUCAGACCAAUGAACCUUCGGACUAUCGAGAUGCCCCCCUUUUUAAAGUGUAUGCAAGUAUCACAAGAGUCUGUCAAUAUUGUAAGUUGCAUAUUACAGCAAUAACACUAAAGCAGGACAUUAUAUGGAUGAAACUUACCCAUAUCUUCUAUAUCACUAAUAUAUAUAGACAAAAUAUAAAAUAACUUAAUUUUUUACAGAUUAUUCCUUGUAAGUUAUGUUGUUUGUUUGUAUAGUAUGUUGACAGACAUUUCAGUAUUACCAAGAUGUAUACAGUGCAAGAGAAGGAUGACCAAUUCACAAAACAGGCUAAAGAUUUAUUGCAAUGUUUACAUUUUUUUUCCUCGGGCAGAUAUUGUGGUAACUCUAUAUCACACCAGUUGGUGAUCAAAAAUUGAUGCAGUCAUUAUGAUAAAGAUGUGUGCAGAAAUAUUUAAACCAGACACAAGAGAUUGUUGACUAUGCUUUAGCAUCAUAUCUAGAAUCAAAUUUGAUACAUGUUUUACUCACCUACAUUUGUACAUGCACAUGACUGUGUAAUUGUUAUAUGUGUGUGCAUGUAUCACAAUGAGAUAUUUUUAUUACUCAGAAGUAGAUUUGGUGAAUUGAUUUUUUUU
This is a messenger RNA of Lingula anatina, 3141 nucleotides long. Its product is annotated as protein C19orf12 homolog. NCBI's taxonomy places the organism in Eukaryota, Metazoa, Brachiopoda, Lingulata, Lingulida, Lingulidae. The record is from RefSeq and is a predicted model, not a curated record.